AUGGCCCCCUCAACAAUGAAAGCCAUCAAAAUCGUCGAAGGCCACAAAGCCGAAUUGCAAGACGUCCCUCUCCCUAAACUCCGCGACGACUAUGUUCUGUGUAAAGUGAAAUGUGUGGCUUUGAAUCCGACGGAUUGGAAACACAUCGCCCGAGGACUGGGGAAGCCGGGGUGUAGUGUUGGUGUGGAUUUCAGCGGCGUGAUCGAGGAGAUCGGACCGAAAGUGAUGAAGGAGUGGAAGAAGGGCGAUCGGGUGUGUGGGUUUGUGCAUGGGGGGAAUCAGACGCAGCGGGAGGAUGGGACUUUUGGGGAGUAUUGCCUUAUGAAGGGGGAUCUUGGUCUUAAGAUCCCCGACGCCAUGAGCGACGAAGAUGCCGCGACGCUGGGUACGGGUGUGAUUACCUGCGGCCAAUCCAUGUACCAAAGCCUCGGCCUCCCCGAACCGGGCGACGGAAUGGAGAAGUACCAUGGCUUCUUUCUCGUCUACGGAGGUAGUACGGCGACGGGGACGUUGGCAAUUCAGUAUGCUGUUCUAUCAGGCUGCCGCGUCCUCGCCACCGCCUCCCCCCACAACCACGCCCUCCUCAAAGCCCUCGGCGCCGAACAAGUCUUCGACUACCGCGACCCAUCUUGCGGGCAGAAAAUUAGAGACUAUACCAACGACACCCUCACCCUCGCCCUCGACUGCAUCGCCGAAAACGACUCGCCCAAAAUCUGCUGCGACGCGAUAUCCUCCGCAGGCGGGAAGAUCGGGUAUUUGUUGAAAACGGAUCAUCCACGGAAGGACGACGUCGAGAAUAAAUUCACGCUGGGGUAUACGGUUAUUGGGGAGGCGUUUGAGAAGUCGGGGAGGCGGUUUGAGGCGAAGGGGGAGGAUUUUGAGUAUGCGAGGAGGUUUUGGGAGUUGACGCAGAAGUUGGUGAAUGCGGGGCAGAUUGCUGUGCACCCUCCCAAGGUCGGGGCUGAUGGGCUUGUGGGGGUUCUCGAUGGGUUGAGUCAGUUGAUGGAGGGGAGGGUUAGUGGGGUUAAGUUGGUUUAUCGGGUUGAGGAGACGCCGACUGAUCGGAAGGCUUGA
Messenger RNA from Zasmidium cellare ATCC 36951, 1074 nucleotides. RefSeq lists its product as uncharacterized. Lineage: Eukaryota; Fungi; Ascomycota; Dothideomycetes; Mycosphaerellales; Mycosphaerellaceae. Bases 1 to 1074 code for a protein of 357 amino acids. Gene Ontology annotation, molecular function: oxidoreductase activity, acting on NAD(P)H. The record is from RefSeq and is a predicted model, not a curated record. The transcript is spliced from 7 exons.